Molecule: messenger RNA, 1004 nt
Organism: Racocetra fulgida
Lineage: Eukaryota; Fungi; Glomeromycota; Glomeromycetes; Diversisporales; Gigasporaceae
Source: the annotation of a GenBank genome assembly
CUUUUGACGCGUUGAAAGCAAGAAUUGCGGUUUUUCAACUAUAUCUUGCUCAGAAUAAUCCAAGUAACGAUUCAUUAAGUGCUUCUAAAAAACAGGCAAAAAAAACAUGGGAGCAAUUUGAAAACAGUUAUCUGGAUAAGAUUUUUCCGCCUAAUGCUGAACAACCGUCAAGGCGUCUUAAUCAAUAUUUAGAGAGAAGAGAUGUGGAGACUAAAGACGUUCUAAGUUCUCAAAUGGAACAUAGCCCUGAAAGUUCACAGGUUACAACACAAGAUCACAAUAUUGAGAAUGAUUAUGGCACGCCUUUUAUCGAUCAAUCAGAUGGUUUAAUAAGGCCAACUAUCCGAUCGAAUAAGUAUGCCGAUUCAUUUCGUAAAUUUCAUAAAUUCUCUGAGCAAGAAUUAAAUCAACAAUUAGAACAAUUCAAAAAUAGUGCGACUGAUGAUCAUGAAAUAACUGUUCAAUCUACUGACAUGGAGCAGGAUGGUUUUACAUCGAUGGAUCCAUUAAUAGGUUCUUCAUCCAAUGUCAUAAGUAACAUAAGUAACAUAAGUAACAAAAGCCCGUCAAAAUCAAAAUCAGUUGUUGAGACUGUUGAAAGACAAUCGCCGAUAAUUGAAAGACAAUCGCCGAUAAUUGAAAGACAAUCGUCGUUAAUUGAAAGACAAUCGUCAAUAAUUACGGCUCCUGAGUCACCAGAAAUUCCACAUGAUGAUGAUGACAUGAUUAUUGACUCUGUUGAAACGGAUAAAAAUGAUUCACCUAAGAAGCGAAAAUCAGGGGCAUUACGACAAGGUGGUUGGACUCAGAGAGAACUAAAUUUCCUUAUUAAAGGAAUGGAGAAGUAUGGAACUAGCUGGUCAAAGAUAGAAAGAAAAUAUGGAAACUCUGGAGGUCCGCUUAGUAGGCGAACACAAGUGAACAUGAAAGACAAAGCUCGAUCAGAAUUAGAUCGACGAUUAAGGUGUGGAUUAUCACCUGGAGUAUUUAGUCAAGUCAGGUAA